This is a messenger RNA of Drosophila busckii, 747 nucleotides long. RefSeq names its product peroxiredoxin-6 (gene Prx6a). Bases 69 to 737 code for a protein of 222 amino acids. Gene Ontology annotation, molecular function: peroxiredoxin activity. The transcript has 3 exons. Gene Ontology annotation, cellular component: cytosol; mitochondrion. The record is from RefSeq and is a predicted model, not a curated record. Gene Ontology annotation, biological process: cellular oxidant detoxification; cell redox homeostasis. NCBI's taxonomy places the organism in Eukaryota, Metazoa, Arthropoda, Insecta, Diptera, Drosophilidae.
UAUGGAAGUAACAACUAUAUUAAUUUCUAUACUAUAUACUUUGCGCAGUACUUGUUAUUGAGAAAAAAAUGUCCGGAAAAGCCUUAAACAUAGGCGAUCAGUUUCCCAAUUUCCAAGCGGUGACUAAUUUGGGCGAAAUCGACUUUUUCGAAUGGAUGGGAGACAAAUGGGCCAUAUUAUUUUCGCACCCGGCAGAUUUCACACCUGUUUGCACCACUGAGCUAGCUCGCGUUGCGAAGCUGGUACCGGAGUUUGAAAAGCGCAAUGUUAAACCCAUAGCGUUGUCCUGCGAUAGCGCAGAAUCCCACAAGGCAUGGAUCGAAGAUAUUAAAAGCUAUGCCAAUUUGUCCAGCUUUGAUUAUCCAAUAAUAGCAGAUGAUAAGCGCGAGUUGGCCUUAAAGCUAAAUAUGCUUGACAAGGCGGAGCUGAAUGCAGCAGGCAUACCCUUAACCUGCCGCGCCGUCUUUAUUGUCGAUGACAUGAAAAAGUUGCGCCUGUCCAUUUUGUAUCCAGCUACCACCGGACGCAACUUUGAUGAAAUUCUGCGUGUCGUCGAUUCGUUGAAGCUGACUCAAACCAAGAGCGUGGCUACGCCUGCAGAUUGGAAACAGGGCGGACAAUGCAUGGUGCUACCAACUGUACAGGCAGCUGAUGUACCCAAGCUUUUCCCCAAGGGCAUAGAGAUUAUACCGGUGCCCUCUGGCAAAAGCUAUUUGCGCAUGACAGAGCAGCCUUAAAAAUUAGCUC